Molecule: messenger RNA, 1294 nt
Organism: Rhododendron vialii
Lineage: Eukaryota; Viridiplantae; Streptophyta; Magnoliopsida; Ericales; Ericaceae
Product: caffeoylshikimate esterase-like
Exons: 3
Coding region: 122-1108 (328 amino acids)
Cellular component (GO): membrane
Molecular function (GO): lipase activity
Source: RefSeq, a predicted model, not a curated record
AUAUCAGGGAUAUCUCUCUGUCUGAUCACUCCCUCUAUUUAUACAAUGCAAUAUGCCAAUUAAGGGCUAGCUAUCAGACUCAUUACCUGAUCCAACCCCCUUUUUGUUCUUUCAACACAAAAUGGUUCACCCAAUUCAAGAGGCCAAUGAAAACAGCCCUUAUGGGGACCUCACAAGGGAAGAAUUCUACAAAAAGCACCAAAUCCUCCACCAAGAGAAUUUCAUUUUAAACAAACAAGACCUUAAAAUAUUCACUCAGUCCUGGUGCCCAGCCGGCACCGCUGCCUCUCUGCUUAGGGGGCUCGUGGCCAUUGUCCACGGCUUCAACUGCGAGAGCAGCUGGCUCUUUGAGCUGACAGCGGUCGCCAUAGCCAAAGCCGGGUUCGUUGUUUGUGCACUUGACCUUCAAGGCCAUGGAUACUCCGAUGGGUUACCAGGUCAUGUCCCCAGUAUUCGACCCGUGGUUGAGGAUUGUAUCCGGGUCUUUGACUCGGCCCGAGCCGAACAUCCCAAGCUGCCGGCUUUUCUUUUCGGGGAGUCUUUGGGUGGGGCAAUAGCUAUACUUGUGUGUCUGAAACAGAGGAGGGAAUGGAGUGGGUUGAUAGUAAGUGGAGCCAUGUGUGGUGUUUCCACAAAGGUGAAGCCGGUAUGGCCACUGGAGGAGCUACUUCCGGUGGCGGCGUUCUUCGCCCCGACUUGGAAAAUAGUCAUCACGAAGCCGCCGGCGAGCAAGUCGUACAAGGAGGAGUGGAAGAGAAAACUGGCGGGGAAAAGUCCAAACAGGCCGAAAUGCGGGAAGCCGACGGCGGCGACAGCAUUGGAGUUUCUUAGGGUUUGUGAGCACAUAAAGAGGAAUUGCCAGGGGCUAGAAACUCCUCUGCUGGUGGUGCACGGUGGGGAAGAUAGGGUUUGUGACCCAAAUUCAGCUAAGUUGGUUUAUGAAACUGCUGCAAGUAAGGACAAGAGCUUGAGGAUAUUUCCCGAAAUGUGGCAUCAGUUUAUUGGGGAGCCAAAUGAGAGUGUUGAGAUGGUGUUUGGGACUAUUUUGUCAUGGAUUGAAGAAAGGACUCAUGAAAAGGAUUCUUUAUCUUUUUUCUCAGCGAUUUAAUUGUUCAACGAUCCCCCAGAGUUCAUGACUUUUGUUACUGUGCUAAAAUCAUCGGAGGAGAGGUAGGGGUUUUCAAAAUUUUAGUUUUACAUUGGUCAUGUUGUUCUUCAUGAAUAGUAUGUGUAACCAUAGAUAGCAAUGAGAGAUGUAAUUAAUGGAAUGUGGAAUAUAGUCACAUUAUUAAUC